AUGGCAGAUCCACUCUCGGUUGCCGCCUCCAUAACCGGGCUGGUCAUGGCGGGUACUCAAAUCGCUACUACCGUUGGUAAAUUUGUUUCCACAGCGAUUGGUGCUCCAGCACUUGCGAAAAUAGUUCAUACCGAGGUGCAUGACUUUGUAAUCGUCUUGUCCAGUCUCCAGCCUAUCAUACUCGGAUCCGUCAACUCAAUCUCAAGGACAUCCUUGAUCGAUGUUGAUGAACUAAUCAUCACCCUGACCAGCUGUAUGUGCACUCUAGCCGACCUGGAGAAGGAGGUAGACUCCCUUGCUUCGGACAGCAUGGAUGUCCGCACCAGACUCAAGUGGGCAUGGGCAGAAUCCACGUUAUCGGGUCUUACGCAAAGGCUUCAGAAUCAUAAAGCCUCAUUGAACCUGAUGUUGAGUAUAUUGACAUGCGAAACCCAAGCACAGGCAAACCAGAGUGUACAGGCCCUCCAAGCCCUAGUCCAACAGAUAUCUCAGCAAUUAAAUCAGAUAUAUCUCAACCCUCACUCAAUGCAGAAUACACUGGCCUUGGGGCAUACAAACGCCUUGAACGUCUCUGGUGCAAGCAUCGGCUCUUCCCCAGCCGCUGCUCCUACUAGCUCCAGCGCUUCCACAAUCAGAGGGAACUACGCCUCUAGCGUACUGACGAUACAAAGCUCACGCGGAAGCUUGGCAAGAGGCGUUGGCUCCAUCAGAAGUAUCCAUAGCAUGUCUUCCUUUAACUAUGAGAGCACUCUGCUUAACACCCGUGUGUAUGCUCAAGCGCUGGCAAAGCCUUGGCAUGCUGCAUCCGAAGCUGCUGGUUGGUCUGUCAUGUCAGGCAGGAGUUUGGCGGAAGUAUCAAAUAUAUCUGUUCUGGAACUUCCAUUCCAUGCGGCGUCUCUGUCAAAUCCUUGGUGGUAUGACGGAAGUAUUGGUGCGGAAAGUGUCCAGGUUGGAAGCAUUAGUGCACAAAGUAUCCAGGUUGUAGCGGAAAGUGUCCAGGAUGGAAGCAUUGGUAUUCAGGUUGUGGCGGAAAGUGUCCGGGAUGGAAGCAUUGGUGCGCAAAGUAUUCAGGAUGAGGUGGAAGGUAUUCAGGUUGAGGAAGGUUUCCAGGUUGAGACGGAAGGUGCCCAGGUUCUGGCGGAAAAUAUCGAACAUAGGGCAAAAAAUGUCGAAUGGUGGCCGCACGAGCUAGGUUAUUAUAGUGGGCUGGGUGACUCGCACUACUGGUCUCAUGCGCUGUAUAUCGUUGCGACGGCCAGUAAUGGCUGCGUCAGAGUAAGAUUCAGGGACCAUGUCGAGCCGAUCAAUGACAUUAUUCAAGAGCUCGAUGGUUUACCGAUAACAGGGUUUCGCAAACCACCACCAAUCCCAAUUGAUGAUAUAUGCUGGUCACACCCGCGUCGUUGGAUGCUCGAUGAGCAGUCCUACUUCGUACAGGCCGUAAGGAAGGGCAACACAUGGCUAGUUCGAAAAUAUCUAAAUGACGGUCAUGAUAUAAACAGCGUAAGCCAAGGGUGGUCAGCAGUCAGUUCUGCGGUAAUCAAAGACGAUAUGGAUAUGGUGCUAUUAUUAUUGUAUGAUGGGGUCGAUGUUGAGAGGGAAGACCUGUAUGGCAACACACCCUUGCAACUUGCUUCACGUCGUGGAAACGACAAGAUUAUUAGUCUACUCCUCGACUACGGCGCGGAUAUUACUCGCUGCUGCAGCAAAGGAAGUAUAAAUCCUCACAGGGGCCAGAGCAUUUGGCUUGCUGCACAGGAGGGGCAUACCGCCGCUGUCGCCACCCUUCUCAAGCAUUCCAAUGCCUCCACCCUCCUCAAACGCUGCGAGAUAUGUCAGCGCUCUCCUGUUGGGGAAUGCAUCACAGAGCGCGAUUUUAAGACUUUGUGUUUCAUUGGGUUCUCGUUUUCGAAGAAUGGCGGGCCGGAAGAGAUAAGGAGCAACCUGAUAACGGCCGCCAUCCAUACAGAACGGUACUUUCUUGCAAGAGAGCUAGUAUUGUGCAGUAAGUCUGCCGAUUUGCCGCUCCCCAAAGACCCCUUGAUGUUCCAUUCGGCCAUUAGGGCAGGAAGCGUGGAGCUGGUCGAAGCCUUAUGUAGCGUCGGUGCUGCUAGGCAAGAUAUGCUUGACGAGAACGGCCAAACGCCAGUAGAAGCUGCCACUAAGCUAGGAUUCUCGGCAAUUACUCAGUGUCUAUUGGAGAAUGGCUUUGAUCCCGAGGACCCGAGCGCGGCCGAAACCAGACGGUUUAUGGUAGCCAUGGAGAGUGGGGACGAUCUUUCUGCUGUAGAAUCAUUGAACCAUCAACUGGUCCAGGAUAAGACUGAUUGCGACACAUACCUGCGCAAAGCUGUUUCCAAGGGUCUUGAUCAACUUUCUAUGAGGCUAAUUGAGCUUGGUGCUCCAAUUGAUCAAAGAGACGAGAUGGGAUCAACAGUUCUACAUGUCGCAGCAGCGGCAGGUGACCCAUAUAUCGUCAAGUUACUCUUGAUGUAUGGAUGGAGUCGGAAUGCCAAGGACAAUAACGGAAGGACUGCUCUUAUACAUGCUAUUCGCGCUGGCAAUCAUGAAGUCUCCAAAGCGCUCUGCCCACCGAUGGAACAUACUGACAGAUCUUAA
Morchella importuna is the source of this 2619-nucleotide messenger RNA. RefSeq lists its product as uncharacterized. Lineage: Eukaryota; Fungi; Ascomycota; Pezizomycetes; Pezizales; Morchellaceae. The coding region runs from base 1 to 2619 and encodes 872 amino acids. Gene Ontology annotation, molecular function: protein binding. The transcript has 6 exons. The record is from RefSeq and is a predicted model, not a curated record.